ACCAGCCACCGUAGGUGAAGGAAGUGAAAAAGGUGUCAGCUCUCACGCCCAUACGGAGCUCUGCAGCUGCUGUUGGUAUCUAAAAGUAAACGGGACAACACUAUAUUCAUUUUCACUCAUCUUUAUCGGAUGAAGGCGGUGUUUUGGGACAAAGAAUGGCGUCCAAGGUGGUUUAUUCGCAUAGAGACCCAAUGCUGAAGAAGAGAGAUGACUUUGAGGACAUGUUGGAGGAAAGGAGAACGGGCAGUGAUCUAAGAUAUGCGCUCAGGUGUUACACUCCUGCCCUCUACAAAGGACUGACUCCAUGCAAAGCCAGCGAACUCAAAAACAUGGUGCUGCAGUCUGAUCAGCUGCAUUAUGUCAUCAAUCAGGUCUCCAAAGAAACGGGCACGCCAACAGAUGAGAUCCAGGCGGAGGCGGCGGCCAUCUUGGAGGAGAUGGCUCACCGCUUGCAGCUCAGCACGAUCCGCUUCUUUGCUUUCACUCUCUGUAAAAUCUUUAAAACUCUGUUCAGGAGCAUCUGCGUCAACGAGGAGGGCAUCCAGAGACUUCAACAGGCCAUCCAGGAGCACCCAGUGGUUCUUCUGCCAAGUCACCGGAGCUACAUGGAUUUUCUUCUCAUGUCAUACAUCCUGUACACCUAUGAUUUAGCUCUACCAGUCAUCGCUGCCGGCAUGGACUUCAUGGGGAUGAAGAUCAUCGGGGAGAUGCUGCGAAUGUCGGGGGCUUUCUUUAUUCGCAGAUCGUUUGGUGGAGACAAACUCUACUGGGCUGUUUUCUCAGAAUACGUCAAGAUCAUGCUGAAGAAUGGGUUUGCACCGGUUGAGUUUUUUCUCGAGGGCACGAGGAGCCGAACAGCCAAAUCCCUGACUCCAAAGUUUGGCCUGCUGAACAUUGUGAUGGAUCCUUUCCUUAAAGGAGAAGUGUUCGAUGUCAGUCUGGUCCCGGUUAGCAUCAGCUACGAGAGGAUCCUGGAGGAGGCGCUCUAUGCAAGAGAACUGCUGGGUGUCCCGAAGCCCAAAGAGUCAACCUCAGGUCUGUUUAAAGCCAGGAAGAUCCUGAGUGAGGACUAUGGCAGCAUCCAUGUGUAUUUUGGUCAGCCUGUUUCUGCCAGAAGUUUGGCAGAAGGCAAAGUUAAACGCUCUCAGUUUAACCUAAUACCCAGGCACAUCCCCAGGAAGCCCACAGAGGAAAUCCAAGACUUUGUCAACGACUCGGCCUACAGGCUGGUCCGAGCCCAGGAGGAGAGCAUGGUGCUAAAGCCCUGGGUCCUUCUGGCUUCCCUGCUGCUCCAGAACCAGGCUGCUGGGAACAAACAGGGAAUGUCAUUGCGAGAGCUGACUGAACAAGCUGUGUGGCUCAGGGACCUCUCCCGGCAGUUUGGAGCCUUUCUUCACUGGCCUGACCACAUUCCUCCCUCCAAAGUCGUCUCCUCCAGCCUUUCCCUCCAUCAAGGCCUUGUGAGGAUCUCUGAAGGAAGAGUACAACUAGCUUUAGAUCAAGCAGGAGGUCGGGUUGAACCAGGGUUGCCUCAGCCGGCCAUUACGCCAGAGGACGCGCUUUUGAAUCAAGCAGUUGUCAUCCUCUCCUGCGCCUCCUACAGGAACCAGGCGCUCCACGUCUUUAUCCGACCUGCUCUGCUGGCCUCCGCUAUCCACUCUGCUUCUGUCAACGAGAAACAGGAGAUCUUCAACACCUUCAGCUUCUUAAGGAACAUGUUUUCUGAUGAGUUCAUCCUUUGUCCUGGAGCUGAAGUACAGGACUUUGAAGAGGCUUGUUACCUUCUGGUGAAAUGUGGAGCCCUGCAGAUCCACCAGCAGACGAUUUUGGUCACAGACAGAGGUCAAAGGACACUCGCCUUUCUCACAAGUAUUCUGGAUCCUUUUGUGCAAGGAUAUCAGAUGGUUUGUAGGUUUCUUUGCGAGGCUACAGAAUGUCUGACCGACAAACUUUUCAUUCCCGCUGCUCGGAAGUUCAUCAUCAAACAUCUUCUAACAGGGAGAUUAAAAUAUGCAGAAGUUUUAUCAUCGGACCUCCAGAAGAACGCUCUAGCUGCUUUGCUGAGACUCGGAGCUGUUCAGAAACUCAGAGGAAGAGGGGGGCCGGCAGCUCUAAAGGUCAACAAGGUGAUGGUGAAUUCUUUGGAAGACACUCUGGGAGGAAAACUGCCCACUCAGAAGCCCCUCGUUGCUCGCCUUUGACUCAGCCACGUCGGUCAUCGGAGCGGGCGAU
Molecule: messenger RNA, 2232 nt
Organism: Cyprinodon tularosa
Lineage: Eukaryota; Metazoa; Chordata; Actinopteri; Cyprinodontiformes; Cyprinodontidae
Gene: gnpat
Product: glyceronephosphate O-acyltransferase
Exons: 17
Coding region: 156-2201 (681 amino acids)
Biological process (GO): ether lipid biosynthetic process
Cellular component (GO): mitochondrial membrane; peroxisomal membrane
Molecular function (GO): glycerone-phosphate O-acyltransferase activity
Source: RefSeq, a predicted model, not a curated record